Misgurnus anguillicaudatus (oriental weatherfish) is the source of this 2664-nucleotide messenger RNA. RefSeq names its product methyltransferase 13, eEF1A lysine and N-terminal methyltransferase (gene mettl13). NCBI's taxonomy places the organism in Eukaryota, Metazoa, Chordata, Actinopteri, Cypriniformes, Cobitidae. The record is from RefSeq and is a predicted model, not a curated record.
CACCAAACAUGUGGGAAAACAGAGCACAUCAUCACAUGUCAAUAUGUUCAGCAGAUUUUAGUUAGAAAGUUAUUUAGUGAAGUAAAUUUAUCUGCUUGCAGAAGGUUAUUUAUCUGUCGAAAUAAAAUUUAGUUUUCGGGGUGGUUUUUAAAGACCAAACAAGCAUGAGUUUAUUGCCACGCACCGCUGAGGAGUUCAGCUCAGCUGACUACUGGGAGAGAUUUUUUCGUAAAAGAGGAGAAAAAGCUUUCGAGUGGUACGGAGACUACAACUCACUCUGCGGAGUUCUGCACAAAUACAUUAAACCUCGUGAUAAGGUUUUGGUUGUGGGCUGUGGUAAUUCUGAGCUGAGUGAACAGCUAUAUGAUGUUGGCUACCAUCAACUAACCAACAUUGACAUCAGCGAGACGGUGGUGUCUCAUAUGAACCAGCGAAACACAGAGCGUCGUCCAGAUUUGACCUUCCAGCAGGUGGAUGCCACUCAGACGGACUUUGAAAGUGGGAGCUUUCAGGCAGCCCUUGAUAAGGGCACACUUGAUGCUAUGGCUUCAGAGGAGGAGGGUGCUCUUGCUGCCAGGAUGCUGGCAGAAGUCGGCAGAGUUUUGGCCGUGGGUGGCCGAUACGUAUGCGUAACUUUAGCACAGGAACAUGUUAUAAAGUUAGCCGUGGAGCACUUUGCCCAGGGCUGGGCUGUGCGGAUCCACUGCUUAUGUGGACAGCAAAGCGAGGACUCCGAUUCCUCCUUCGCCCUACCGGUUUUUGUUCUCGUAUGCACAAAAUUUCGUCAAGCACCUCCGUUUGCAGUGCUUGAAAUGUGCCAGGGUGAGGAUGGUGCUCCCACUAGGCUUGCAUCGGUGCCUGAACUGUUGUCUGCUGUGAAGGAGAGGCAGGCUUACAAUCUUAUGUUGCAUAAGCUGAAGGGUGGAACCGAUGCUAGUAGCACAUCUUCACUCACACUGUGCCAUGCAGCCUCCGGUCAACCACGAUAUACUUUGACAGUGCAGGACAGCUUGCCUUCUGCCAAGCUACCAAGGAAUAAUCACUUUGCCAUAUUUAUUGUUCCUCAGGGCCGUGAGUCUGACUGGUUAUAUGGCUCGCCCGAAGGCAGGGCUCAGUUAGCGUCCAGCGCAAAAUUCAAACGGUUGGUCAUUGUGGCAAUGCAUAGAGAUCAGGAGUAUGAAGACAUGCAGGCCGUCCAGUCAGAGCUCUCUCCAAUGGUGAUGGAACUUGCUCCUCCUGGGAUGCCAGCCAAUCAGCAGGUGCCCUUCCUGUCUGUAGGAGGAGAUCUGGGUUGGAGGGAGGUUGUCGGACGAGGGGUCAGUGCUUUGACUGGAGAGUACUCUGUGGAAGACGUCAGAGGAGAAGAUGGUCACCUUUACCGCAGACUAGUCUUCAUGAGCAAUUCCCAGUUAGUGCAGUCAGAGAGUAGACUUCAGGCUACCGCCACAGCUUCUGCACCUAAAAAGAAGAACAAGAAAAAAUCCAAGCCGUCUCUUUCUGAAGGCCCCACAGUAACGGGUGCUAAAGUUCGCAGUGUGGACAGGGGUUUUCUCUGCUGUACAUACCAUGAAGUCAUGGUGGCAGGUUUAGCCAUGCUAGGAACAGAUGCAAUCAGUAAAAAAGAUCAUCCAAUAUCUGUGCUACUGGUGGGGCUCGGUGGUGGGGGACUUCCUCAGUUUGUACAUGACUUUGUGCCUUAUGCACGGGUGGACGUGGUGGAACUGGACCCAGCUGUACUUGAGGUGGCUCAGACCUGGUUUGGGUUUCAGACUGACGAAAGGCUAAAAGUUAUACUGGGAGAUGGACUGGAACACAUUACAACACUGGAGAGUGAAGGAAGCCGUUCGUUUGAUGUCAUCAUGUUUGACGUUGACAGCAAAGACACCACCAUGGGCAUAAGCUGCCCUCCACCAGCCUUUGUAGAAACAUCACUUUUAAAGAAAGUUUACAACUUGUUAACCCCUCGAGGACUGUUUAUGUUGAACCUCGCAUGCCGUGACUCAUCUCUCAGGAAGUCGGUCCUUGAACGAGUUCAAGCCGUUUUCCCAUGUGUGCUCUCUCGAGGAAUCGAGGGGGAAGUUAAUGAGGUGCUGCUCUGUUGCAAAAGUGAAGGAGAUGACAACAAACCUCACACAAUCUUAGCAGCAUUACAACAGACAGCAAAAGAGCUACAGAAAAGACUGCAUACUAAAACCCAGACUGCAUCUUGUGUUCCUCAAAUAGACAUUACUGCAAUGUUAAAUGACUUGAAAGUCAUCUAAACAUUGACCAGUUUGGAGAAAAGAGUUAUGUUUAAGUAUUUUGGCAAACAGAUGCAUUUUUGGUUAUACAAAGAAAGGUUUGUAAACAAUAGGAAUGAUAUUGUGAUUAACAAUUGGGAAUUUUUGGGGUGUUUUUCCUAAACAGAACGAUAAACAGUUACGCUAGUAAAAUUACAAGAUUUUACAUUUUCCCAGUGCUUACAAGUUGUUUAUCACAGUGAUAAACAGGACAGUAAAGUUUAUCAGUGCCGUGUUCUUUUAACCUUCACUUCCAUCUCUUUAAAGGAAAAUACACAUUCUCUACAUCAAAGGUUCAUCAUGGGUAUUAUUAAAAAUAUGCAGAAUUGUACUUGAAGUAAUAAUACAUAGCCUUCUAAAAAUGAUAUUUAGGUAAUAGUAAUAC